AUUCAACCUAACUUUUGUGCGCAACGUGACGAUGACGCAGACAGAAAGAGCACAGCAGGAGCUGAGAAAUUACAAGAUUCGACAAUUGCCAACGUGCAAAGAAAACGUCGUAUCAUGGCCGAAUAUAACAGCCAUACACCCGAAGUUACUACUUGAUACGACAACGGCAGGAGGACAUGGAGGAUCACAGAGCACUAGUAAAACAGAAACUGAUAUCUUCUGGUCGGCUUUUAUCCAGUAUAGGAAUCCAGAAAAACAACCAGCGGUUUACGAAAAUUAUUGGACAUCACGACACUUUCGAC
Amoebophrya sp. A25 is the source of this 302-nucleotide messenger RNA. Lineage: Eukaryota; Dinophyceae; Syndiniales; Amoebophryaceae. The record is from the annotation of a GenBank genome assembly.